CUGCUUCGUGAAACAGGCCCCACAGCUCAGACUAGUUUCAGGAAGGAGGAAGUGAAAGUCACACAGUCGCUGGUAGUGAGAGGAGGAAUGGCUCAGAAAGGAGUUCAGCUGGACCGAGAAACCUUCUCUUGUUGCAUCUGUCUGGAUCUCCUGAAGGAUCCGGUCACUACUUCCUGUGGACACAGCUACUGUAUGAAGUGUAUUAAAGCCCACUGGGAUGGAGAGGACCAGAAGAGAAUCUACAGCUGCCCUCAGUGCAGGAAGACUUUCACAGCGAGGCCUGACCUGGAGAAAAACACCAUGUUAGCAGCUUUAGUGGAGCAGCUGAAGAAGACUGGACUCCAAGCUGCUGCUGCUGAUCACUGCUAUGCUGGACCUGAAGAUGUGGCCUGUGAUGACUGUUCUGGUAGAAAACUGAAAGCCUUCAAGUCCUGUUUGUUCUGUUUGGCUUCUUUCUGUGAGAAUCACCUUCAGCCUCACUAUGAGUCUCCAACUUUUAAGAAACACCAGCUGGUGGAGCCCUCCAAGAACCUCCAGGAGAACAUCUGCUCUCGUCAUGAUGAGGUGAAGAAGAUGUUCUGUCGUACUGAUCAGCAGUCUAUCUGUUAUCUCUGCUCUGUGGACCAACAUAAAGGCCACGACACGGUCUCAGCUGCAGCAGAAAGGACUGAGAGGCAGAAGAAGCUGGAGGUGAGUCGACUGAACAUCCAGCAGAGAAUCCAGGACAGACGGAAAGAUGUGAAGCUGCUUCAACAGGAGCUGAAGGACAUCAAGGUCUCUGCUGAUAAAACAGUGGAGGACAGUGAGGAGAUGUUCACCCAGAUGAUCCAUCUGAUCCAGAACAGAAGCUCUGAGGUGGAGCAGCAGAUCAGAUCCCAGCAGAAGACCCAAGAGAGUCGAGUCAAAGAGCUCAAGGAGAAGCUGCAGCAGGAGAUCAGGGAUCUGGAGAGGAAAGAGGCUGAGCUGAAGCAGCUCUCAGAUACACCAGAUCACAGCCAGUUUCUCCACAACUACCCCUCAGUGUCAGCACUCAGUGAGUCCACACACUCAUCCAGCAUCAGCAUCCGUCCUCUGAGACACUUUGAGGACGUGACAGCAGCUGUGAAAGAGCUCAGAGGUAAAGUAGAGGACGUUCUGAAGGACACCUGGACAAACAUCUCACUGACACUCACUCAGCCAGACGUUUUACUGUCAGAACCAGAACCAGGACCAGAACCAAAGACCAGAGCUGGAUUCAUGAGAUAUUCACGUCAAAUCACUCUGGAUCCAAACACAGCAAACAGAAAACUGUUAUUAUCUGAAGGGAACAGAAAAGUAACAUUUAUGGGUCAACAACAGUCUUAUCCUGAUCAUCCAGACAGAUUCACUGAUUAUUAUCAGGUUCUGAGUAGAGAGAGUCUGACUGGACGUUGUUACUGGGAGGUGGAGUGGAGAGGAGGACUAGAAGGACUAGGAGGACUAGGAGGAGUUUUUGUAUCAGUUUCAUACAAGAACAUCAGCAGAGCAGGAAGUGGGGCUGAAUGUUUAUUUGGACAUAAUAACAAAUCUUGGGCAUUAGAUUGUUACCAAAACAGUUAUAAUUUUUGGUACAACAACACUAGAACUCCCAUCUCAGGUCCUAAGGAACAGCUGAGGUGAUGGAAAACUCAGCUUUCUAUUCCAAUGUGCUUCAUGUUUCUUUGACAGAGAUCUAUGUACAGACUAUGUUGUAUUUGUGUUUUCUGGGGAAAUCUGAUCAUUUUAUUCAUCUCACAUGGUGAUGUGUCAUUUUGUUGCUUUUGUUUCCAGACUGUCCACAAACUUGUGAUUGGGCUUCAUGUUAAUCUGCUAAUAAACACAAUAAAUGAGCAGAAGCUGGAUUCUACCGUUUCUGCUGAUAUCAUC
Acanthochromis polyacanthus (spiny chromis) is the source of this 1884-nucleotide messenger RNA. Its product is annotated as tripartite motif-containing protein 16-like. The record is from RefSeq and is a predicted model, not a curated record. The transcript has a single exon. The coding region runs from base 88 to 1638 and encodes 516 amino acids. Gene Ontology annotation, molecular function: zinc ion binding. Lineage: Eukaryota; Metazoa; Chordata; Actinopteri; Pomacentridae.